This is a messenger RNA of Chanos chanos (milkfish), 3349 nucleotides long. RefSeq names its product gamma-glutamyl carboxylase (gene ggcx). Gene Ontology annotation, biological process: peptidyl-glutamic acid carboxylation. The record is from RefSeq and is a predicted model, not a curated record. The transcript is spliced from 15 exons. Gene Ontology annotation, molecular function: gamma-glutamyl carboxylase activity; vitamin binding. Lineage: Eukaryota; Metazoa; Chordata; Actinopteri; Gonorynchiformes; Chanidae. Bases 200 to 2527 code for a protein of 775 amino acids.
CCCAUGGUAGAACCAGCCAAUGUGUCCACGGCAGUCAAUCGACUUCAGGAUCGACAUUCUUAGUCCGGUGUACCAGCGCUGACACGUAUUCAACUGUUUACGUGUCUGAAGUCAACAGUGCUAGUGCUGAACGGCACAUUUUUGUUUGGGACCCAGGUUUCCGUUUGAAAACAGUGGUACACAGUUUCAUAACAGAGACAUGGAGUCCGGAGCAUGCGACGCGACUGCAGGGGCUCCGUAUGUUGAAUCAACCUCAGAACAGGGUGAGAAAAGUCAUGAGAGCACGCCAGCCUCAAACAAACCAGCCAGCCCUGUCCAGACACCCCCUGAGGGCAGGAUGAAGCGCCUCUUUGGGUUUGAGAAGGACGACCUGUCCUCGUGGCACCGGCUAGUGUGCCUGCUGAAUCGUCCCACUGAUCCUGCCUCGCUUGGCAUCUUCCGAUGCCUGUUCGGACUGCUGAUGGCUGUGGACAUCACACAGGAGAGGGGUCUAAGUCACCUAGACUACAAGUACCUGGAUGGGGCACCCGUAUGCCGGUUCCCGCUCUUCAAUUUCCUGAAGCCUCUCCCGUUGGAUUGGAUGUAUCUGGUCUACCUGGUGAUGUUCUUUGGUGCCGUUGGCAUUAUGCUUGGCUGUUUUCAUCGGCUUUCCUGCCUCAUGUUCAUAUCCACCUACUGGUACGUGUUCUUCUUGGACAAGACAGCCUGGAACAAUCACUCCUACCUCUACGGCCUCGUGGGCUUCCAGCUCACGCUGAUGGACGCCAACAGAUACUGGUCCAUUGAUGGACUGCGUAACCCCAGAAAGAGGAAUGCCCAUGUGCCUUUAUGGAAUUACACCAUCCUCAGAACUCAGAUAUUCAUUGUGUACUUCAUCGCUGGGAUCAAGAAGCUCGAUGCUGAUUGGGUAGAGGGCUACUCCAUGAAAUACCUAGCACAUCAUUGGUUGUUUGAUCCAUUCAAGGUGAUUCUGCCGGUGGACAUGGUGAGCGUGAUGGUGAUUCACGGCGGCGGACUGAUUCUGGAUCUCACGGCCGGAUAUCUGCUCUUCUUCGAUGCCACGCGACCUUUGGCCUUUUUCUUUGUCAGUUAUUUUCACUGCAUGAACUCCCAGCUCUUCAGUAUAGGGAUGUUUUCCUACACCAUGCUGGCCACCAGCCCACUGUUCUGCUACCCAGACUGGCCAAGGCGUUUUUUCGGCCGUUUCCCAUGGUUCCUCAAACCAAUACUUCCACUUUCGUCGCCACCCCCUCAGCCCAGUUCCUCUUGCGUAUAUCCGAUUGCUCCGAGUGUGCCCGGAGAACGGCAGGAGACCAGCGAACCUCCAAAAGCUCCCAAACUGCGACUGAAGCACAAACUAGGAGCGAUUUUCACCAUCGUUUACAUCGCUGAGCAGUUGUUCCUCCCGUACUCCCACUUCAUCACACAGGGCUAUAAUAACUGGACCAAUGGACUGUAUGGUUACUCGUGGGAUAUGAUGGUUCACUCCCGCUCUCACCAGCACGUGAAAAUCACCUACAAAGAUGGCGUAACCGGGGAGGUCGGAUAUUUGAACCCAGGGGUGUUUACGCAGAGCAAGCGCUGGAAGGACCACGGAGACAUGCUGAAGCAGUACGCGACCUGUCUCAGCCGCAAUCUGCUCUCCUACAACAUCACCGACCCAGAGAUCUACUUCGACAUAUGGGUGUCCAUCAACGACCGUUUUCAACAGAGGAUCUUUGACCCUCGCGUUGACAUCGUGAAAGCCGAUUGGUCGCCUUUCCGCCCAAACCCUUGGCUCAUGCCUCUCCUCGUCGACCUUUCGCCCUGGAGAACUAAGUUUGAGGAGAUCGAGGACACGUUAGACAACCAGACAGAAGUCGUCUUCAUCGCAGAUUUCCCAGGUCUGCAUCUUGAGAAUUUUGUCAGCGAAGACCUGGGGAACACUAGCAUUCAGGUUUUACAAGGUCUGCUGAACGUGGAGAUUGUAGAUGAGAAAAAGAACUACAGCCUUCACCCAGGAGAAAAGAUGCAGCUUCCAGCAGGAGCCUACCACAAGGUGCACACUGUGUCAGAUGAUCCGUCCUGUUACAUGUACAUCUAUGUGAACACUACUGAGGCUGAGCUGCAGAAGAACUUCACUAAACUAUCUGAGCUCCAGGAGAAAGUGCGCAACGGAACAGAGACAGAACCCCUUCCUCCAGAGCUUCAGCCGCUGGUCACGGGGCUGGACCCUAACGGCUCCGAGCCUGACGUGAUCGACCCCGUGGUUCAGCUCUUCCUCAAACGUCAGCGACGGAUGCAGGAGGUCAAGAAGAGGCGAGAGGCCUCCGUCGUCGAACGCUUCCAUCGCUUCGCUGUCAAGAAGUACUACAUGAUCCGACGAGGGUUCCUCAUGACUGCCAUCGCCGUGCGGAACCUGGCCGUGGGUCUCCCUCCUCUGGAGCAGCUGACCAGGGAGGUAGCGUACGCCAACAUGAAGGAGCCGGAGGCUGAGGCCAAUCAGGACGAAAGGCUCAAGGACGAGGUCGGCCACGGAGAACUGUGAGGAAGCGUUUAGAGGCGUGAACCCGGGAUAGGUACUGAACAGAUGGGCUCGCCCGUCGAUAGAGGAGGAACAAGCAUUGUUUUGGGUUUUUUGGUUUUUUUUAAUAAGGUCAAAUCGUUUUGGAACAUUCCAGAAAUGUCUGUGAUAAAAGAAACAAAGUAUUUUUAUGACUGCUUUACAAAACACUAAGAUUUAUGAAGUUUUCUUUCAAAUGCAGGGUUUUUUUGUUUUUUUUUUAAAUAAUUAUCUUUGGAUUCCAGUUUUGAGAGACAACUGUCAUACAGCGAACACUAUUUUUUGUUGUUGUUGUUGUUGUUGUUUAUGAGAGUGAUGGCACAGUAGGAUAUCUCACUUAACCUGAUUUCGCAGUCAGUCAGAUAAUUCGAGCCAAAAGUUGAAACCGUAAAACUGUCCCGACAGGACUGUUCAUUAGCUGUUCUCCUAUUGGACAGUUUUGUAUUUUUGGCUCCAGUUAUCUGACAGACUUUGGAAUCCUGCUUUGUUUAAAACUCCCGAAGGUUACUGAAACUGUUACAUGACGAUGAGAUUACAGUUCAUCACAGAGUGUUAGUAUUGCACACUCAAAAGGCUUGACUGAUAAUCAUCUCAAAAGCGCGCAGCAAAAACCAGGCAGCCAGAUGGCUACACAACGACGAAAGAAUCUAGAUGAAAUUGCGUCAAGUCUCUCAGAAUUCCUCCGUGAAUCCUGAUUUGAAAAGAGUUAUUCCAUCACAGUGUUUCACGUUCAGAAAGUUGAUCACUGUAUGACUUUUUAGAAUGGUUUUGCAGACCAAACGCUAUCACAGGAAACUAGAAUUUUUU